ACUCAUACAGCACUUGAUCAACUACAUAUCACAUAACCUCUGAUUUUAAGUUACUCAAGCUUCAGACCUGUUUAUUGACUGCAUCCCCAUCAUCUACAUAUUAAUUCGUCCCCUUGUUCUCUUACUUGGGGCUGGUUCUUCCUACCCAAACAAAUAAAACACUACCAGUACCUGUGUUUACUUUCUGCCACAGGUUGCCGUCACUAACUCUUGAUUUUAUGGCGAUGAACCGGUUUGAAAUAAACUACUUACGUGAGAUGGAUACCGUUCACGUAAGGUACAUUUCUAUAACGGAUAUAAAAUCCUGUCAGUCCCGAUUUCAUUCACACAACUAGCCCAGGGUCGAUUGAAGUCAAAGUUUCUUAAAACCGUUAAAUUUUAAAAACACAAUGAACAAAAAUCUGCUAAUUUUGUUGGUCUUGGUUCUAAGUGAUCUUUCCUGUCCCACUUUUGUCAAGCCGGGCCCUUUCCUCGACUCAACGCUUGCCAAAGGUCUCUGGGUUUCUAAUAAAGACAGAAUUGAACCUCCUCACUCCCUCUUUGAGGGAGGAUGGGUGUGGACUGCGUCCGAUAAUUUGCAACUGACUUAUAUCUGUCGUGCCAAAAUAGACGUUUCGAACGACGUGAGUAUAAUGCCGGGAGAGUUGUUGAACGAGACCUGCUACGUGUCGGGAAAUCCAUCUGGGGCCUCAGUACUAGGCGUGAGGGCCUUUAAAGAGUAUGAAGUCCUUCUCAAGACGGAGGACGAAGUGUAUGAAUGGACCGAUUUUGACGGGAAAGAAGGCACUGUGGCUAAUGGCGCGAUUAUCGGGGGGAUUGGGUCGCACUAUGAGCCAAUCUUGGUUUGCCGGAAAUUCUUGAACGGAACGGGACACGAUAUUGGCAAGUCUAAGGCAGUCUUGGGGCAAUUUUCUCCAGAGAAAGGGGUGUGUUUUUAUGAAGUGGAGGUUAACCUGUCAGACUGGAUUAAAUGGGAUGUUAGUUUGGCCACGGAAAAAUUUCAACUUCUUAUUUUACGGGCUAGAGGAAAGGAACAGUGUGCUGUUGAAAACAAAACCUAAAUGGUAGCACUAGUUGGGAAACGAAUUAAUCACAAAGUUGAUACUGUGACUUGCAAAAUCUAACUUGGUAUAUUAUUCUCCGACAGUUCCCUACUCUAUAUAAAUAAUUGUACAUAGGUGUUAGCUAAAAGUGCAAAUUACUUUAACCAGAAAGAUCAAAUUCGAACUUUAAAAUUUAAAUAGGAUAUUUUGUAUCUGAUAAAUAUCGUACAAGAGUGCUAUAGCACUCUUGUACGAUAGUUUAAACUAAAAUAAAAUAGUUUAAACUAUUUUAACAAUGUUGGCGAGUUGUGCGUACAUUUAGAAAGUUUUAUAACUAAAGGGAUAAAAUCUUGAUGAAAUAACGGAAUCUAGAUAUGGUGUUAUAUGUAUUGAGGGUUUUCACGGUUUCGUUAGUAACCAAUAUUUUUGCAAGCUAAAAAGACGCUCUUGAUCGGAGUAUAGUUUACAGAAGUUUGUAACCAAAUAUUCGUUAGAAAUGAUUUAAAAUUUUGUAAAAGUUUAUAAGCUACAGAAUUCACAGUGUUUGCGUUGUUACCAACGACGCCGUGAAAUACCCCAUUAUAUUUUGUUUGGUGAAUGUAAGUACAUUUAAUAAUGGUA
Folsomia candida is the source of this 1664-nucleotide messenger RNA. RefSeq lists its product as uncharacterized. The coding region runs from base 390 to 1061 and encodes 223 amino acids. Lineage: Eukaryota; Metazoa; Arthropoda; Collembola; Entomobryomorpha; Isotomidae. The transcript is spliced from 3 exons. The record is from RefSeq and is a predicted model, not a curated record.